This is a messenger RNA of Amoebophrya sp. A120, 2243 nucleotides long. NCBI's taxonomy places the organism in Eukaryota, Dinophyceae, Syndiniales, Amoebophryaceae. The record is from the annotation of a GenBank genome assembly.
AGGCAGUGAGUCACUGUGGGUGUGGUCACUCAUCGGUAUCUUUUUCCUUUAUUUCGUGAUGAUCAUCAUGAUCUGUGUCAUGAUGGGAAACCACAGAGGAUUAUUUCUUUCCUUGACCGUGUCUGCGGAAAAGGUCGGUGCAAAGUAGUUAACAAGGGUAUCAAGAAAGUUACGUGCGUCGUGGAGGUGUUGGCGAUCAUUCGAAGUAGAACUAGAGAAGAUAGAAAAAAAGGGACAAGAUGUCGACGGACGACACUACGACUACCCCGAAGAACGACCACCCGUACUUGACCGAGUACUUCGAGACCCAACUGGAGAUGGUCGAAAAGAACAUGAAGGACCUGUUGAACGUAUCACAGGAAAAUGUGUUAACGUUAACGGAAUUUGUGAUGCACUAAUGCAUCACAAAACGCGCCAGCAAAAUUUGUCAUGCAUAGGAUGCAUACGAGGCGAAAUUUGCCAUGCAUAUUUGCAAUCUAUGAAGAAAACCGUUAGCGUUAAUACUUUUUCUGAUGGAUAGAACGACCAAGAAAAGACCCUCCGCAUCGCACUGGACGCAAAUUUUCGGAAAAAAUACAUGGACGACCAACACGCGGAGAUGAACGCAAAGCUACAGCCGCUUGUGGAAAAGUCCUUCGUGCACCACGACCUGGACAUAUGCAAUACAAAUUUCUCGCACAUGUACAAAAUGCAUGACAAAUUUCGCUAUAUUUGAAGUGUCCAACUUGUCAUGUUGACUAAGAUCGAAGGCAAGUUUUGUCAUGCAGAAACUGCAUUUCUUGUACGUGUACGGUAAAUUUACUGUGGAUAGGACAAAUCCGGGGUGUUGUCCAAGGAGGAAUCCGCGCGGUUUUUCAGCCAUUUCGCAAAGGAAACGAAGCGGUUCGUGUAUGCAUUGGAAAAGUAUCGCGCUAGUAGUAAUCGCAUUACAAAUUUGCUUAGCAUUAGCAUUACAAAUUAACAUGAAACUUGUAAUGCUAUUUUACCUUCGUAGGGAUAUUUGCCAUGCAUAACAGCAAUUACUACGAGUGCGAUAGCGAUACUUUUGCAGAGCAUAUCGUGAUGGGGACCACGAAAUUGACCAUGGUGCAGUCGAUGGACCAAGUUGGGCAGGCGUUGGCCACGCAAUUCCCCAGCGAGUUGGAGGACGAGCUGCAAAUCUCGGCGAAGAUGAAGAAGGUGAUGGAAAGUUCGAUGGAUUUCAUGUAUGCACAGUUGGACGGACUUUUGGAAGGCCUGCAUCAAGAGUACCUGAAGAACAAAGAACAGAACGACGCAAAAGCGUUCGACGUCGUGGACACCGCGAAGGCAUGAAAGUGCACAACUACUUCCCCUCCCCCUCAUUUGUCAUGCCAAAUACCAAGUUCACUCUUUGCCCCUUUGGAAUUCUAGCAUCACAGAUUCUGACAGCCCAAACACCAUUACAAUCCUGUGAAGAUUUGUCAUGCAAAAGCUGCACUCUUGCAGGCCCUUCUAUUGCUGUUUAUGCAAUAAAACAAAUAAGGGAGGGGUUGUAGUUGUGCACUCUCAUAGAAGGACGGGAUGCUGCACAAAGAAGAGGUGAUGAAGGCGAUGGAGGUCGGGUCGGAGCAAAUCAAGAAGGUUUUGGAAGCGUUGGGCUUCGGCGAAGCGACGCUGGCUGCGAAAUUAAGCCCGGUCAUGCACGUAUCCAAUGCAAAUAUGUCUGGGUCUGGAAGAAUGCAUGUUUGUCAUGCUUGUUUGGCAUGACUCUUAAGUCUGUCAUGCACAUUACCCAAGAGCCCCACUUUUCUGUCAUGCAGAAACGCAGUUUCUGAUGCAGAAUAGGCAACACCUAGUAGCUCAGAAACUUGUCAUGCUGAGCCAGCACUUGUGCCCUCCUCACGAUACGCCACCAAGCAUCACAAGUUUCCAGACCCAGACAUUUUUACAAUCCAUAGCACGAGGUGCAAGUCAAAAUUGCGCAGGAGGCGAUGGAAUCUUUCGCGGAGCUUGAUGAUGAUGCUAUGGAGGCGUCAGGUUUGAAAUCGUCAAAGUUGAAAUUAUUUGUAAUGCAUAAAAUGCAUGACCCGAGGCACGUGCGUUGCAGAGUAGGCAAGUGAGGCCGAUUAUAAGCCUGCUUGGGGCUACAGCUUGAGCUGCUAAAGUAGCAUGAGAAAAUCGCCCCUCUUUGCCUAAACAGCAUGACAAACUGGAUUUAGGGACCACCGAAAUUUGUCAUGCGCCACUUGAAAACUGGGCUCCAACUGGCAUCCAUUUUAUGC